Messenger RNA from Styela clava, 1108 nucleotides. NCBI's taxonomy places the organism in Eukaryota, Metazoa, Chordata, Ascidiacea, Stolidobranchia, Styelidae. The record is from RefSeq and is a predicted model, not a curated record.
AAAGUUUUUCAUCAAAGUUUUUUUUUCUGAAAUCUGAGCAGCACGAUAAACCAGAAAAGUAUUGAAAAUGUUCUGGUGCAUUAAAGAGGUUUUGGUAAUUCUCAUAGUGAAUGCAUCGGUAACAGGAGGACAAAAUACAACUAUUUCACCAUAUUAUUGUAAUUACGUUGACGUUGUUUUUGUCGUUGAUGGAUCGCGUUCGAUUUCUGGUGAAACAUUUGAAACCAUACGACAAUGGCUAACAUUAAUGACAUCCAGCAUCUAUGACAAACUUGAUUCGAAGGUUCAAAUCGGGAUAUUGCAGUAUUCCGGGAAAAAUGAAUUUGAAAUUCCAUUCAGAUUGGGAGAUUGCUUAUCAAAAAAUUGCAUGGAAAAAAAAAUAAUCAAUAUGACGCAAAUACGCCAUGGGACGUACACUUACUCCGCGCUCAAACGAAUUGUCGAAGUCGAAUAUCCCCAUUCUCCUAGAGCAAAUUUCUCUUCGAAGAGUCUUGUUUUAAUAACAGAUGGACAUUCAAACGAUGGCACAUAUUUACUGGACUGGUAUCACGAAUCGGUUGAGCGUAAUGUCACGUCAUAUGCAAUUGGAAUUGAUGAAUAUGACUUGACGGAACUGGAAAUUAUUGCCAAUGGCGGCGUUAGUGAAAAAAAUGUGUUUACAAUUGAAAACAUUGCCCUACCUGAUAUCUCAUUGUCACUGGUAGAAGACUUCUGUGAAGAUUUCUGUCGUGAAUCGAAAGUACGAUCAAAGCAUACUGAUUUCUAUAUUUUCAAACAAGCAAUCGUGAACACAUUGGUUCCUUCAAAAGAAACAUGCGCAAAUCCAGACGUCAAGUACACCGCAUCGAUACGAUGUGUGGAGAAAAAGAAUUUAGACGGGAGUGUUUAUGCAUAUUUUGAUAAAACAACCCUGAUGGAAGUACUUUGCAACAUUAGUUCCUAUGAUUUGUUAAUUGAGGUAAAGACUAAACGUGCAAAUACUUCGUCUGUUGAACGUUGCAUUGCUUCUGCAAAUGCCAUCUCUCAAAAAUUUUCUUCUCAGCGAGGUCAUGUCAAAGAAGAUGUUACAAAUGUAGUUAAAGUGGUUAAACUUCAAGUAAAGCCUUGA